AUGGUUCCGAUCGCCACAGUCGGGAAACCAGGGUUUUUGCACCUGAUGAAUACCAUCGACAAACGUUACAACAUUCCCUCUCGAACCUAUUUUUCACGCAUUGCUAUCCCCCAAAUGUACGAGCAUACUCGCGACCGUGUCAUGUUGGAACUGAGAGAUGUCGAACAUUUUGCGUGUACAACGGACCUCUGGUCCAAAAAUGCUGUCAAAGGUGACACACGCAUCAGUCGUGCUCUAGGAGUGUGCAAAAAGCUAGUGGGACAUUUUCCCCAUAGCUGGAAAAAGAAAGAAGCGCUAAAGAAAGCACAGAGAGAGCUUAACCUGCCAGAACAUGGUCUCAUCACAGAGUGCCCUACACGAUGGGGCACUAAGCAACAAAUGAUGGAAAGGAUCCUGGAACAGCAGAGGGCACUGUCACAAGUUCUCUCUGAAAAUCGGAGUACAAGACAUCUGGUUCCAUCUUGGCAGGACAUUGAGGUCCUUGAGUCUGUAAACAAGGCAUUGAAGCCACUUCAAGAUUUUACAGAUGCUUUGUCUGGGGAAGAAUACGUGAGCAUUUCCUAUCUACUUCCAGUUCUUAGUUUACUGAACACACAAACCCUUGCUGCUGACGAGGAAGACACAGAGCUGACAUGCUCAAUUAAAACCAAAGUGCUGGGCUACAUGGAGGCAAAAUAUGAGGAUCCUGCAACCCAAACUCUCUUGAACAUUGCCACUUUUUUAGAUCCAAGGUUCAAAAAAGACUACAUUCCUAAGGAACAACUGGAAGAAAUUAGUGUAAGGAUAAAAUCAGAAAUGAAGGAGGCACAACCUGCUGUUGCCAUAUCAUCAUCAGUGGGUGCUGCUGUGUCAGGUGCUGAGGCUGAGCCAUGUCAAAGUGCCACAGCCACAAGUACAAAGAGGAUGAAGAAGUCAUUAGGAAGCCUCUUACAGACCUCAGUCACAUCUCCCUCUGAAUCCUCUGACCAUGCAACCAUUGAAGCAGAAUUUAACAGCUACAUUCUGAUCCCCAAAAUCCACAGUGAGCAGGACCCUUUGGCAUGGUGGGGAAUUUACAAGGUAAAUUUCCCCCACUUAAGCAAGCUGGCGGAAAAAUAUCUUUGUGUGCCUGCCACUAGCACACCAUCUGAAAGACUUUUCAGCACAUCAGGCAAUGUAGUUACAUGUCAGCGUGCAUCCCUGAAACCAAGCAAAGUGGACAUGCUUGUUUUCUUGUCCAAAAAUCUUUAACAAUUUUAGCAUGAAUGCUAAAAUCUGACUUGGCAAAAACAAAACAAAAAGAGAGCUAAGAAGUAACUCCACUGUUUCUCAAGUGUUUUUGUUUACUUGAAUGUUCAUGUUUUCAGGUUGAUGUAGGCCUAACUAUAUAGUGGAGCAAAGUAUUAGUGAUAUUUUUAUUUUCUGUUUGUUUACAUUGUUAAAAUGUAAUUUUAACAUUUAAAUGUAAUGUUAAAAUGUAAUUUGUGUUAAUGCAACAUAAAAAAACUGCUGUUGUUCACUUUCAAAAGUUGUAGUGAU
This is a messenger RNA of Carassius carassius (crucian carp), 1518 nucleotides long. RefSeq names its product E3 SUMO-protein ligase ZBED1-like. Lineage: Eukaryota; Metazoa; Chordata; Actinopteri; Cypriniformes; Cyprinidae. The transcript has 3 exons. Gene Ontology annotation, molecular function: protein dimerization activity. The record is from RefSeq and is a predicted model, not a curated record. Bases 1 to 1230 code for a protein of 409 amino acids.